Messenger RNA from Peromyscus maniculatus bairdii (prairie deer mouse), 2281 nucleotides. The record is from RefSeq and is a predicted model, not a curated record. NCBI's taxonomy places the organism in Eukaryota, Metazoa, Chordata, Mammalia, Rodentia, Cricetidae.
AAUCAGUGUACACCAGGAUCUGCUGGAUCCUACCUACAAGCCCCACCAGCAUGGAAUAGGUGCUGGCCACAGACCCUGCUCUCAACCUGGAAACAGAGGGGAGGAGCCAGCACUGUUUAAAGAGGUCUGAACCCUGGCAGCUGCACACUCUAUCACUGAGCAGUGAGUCAGAGUGAAUACCCAACAGGAAGCAGAAAUCAAAGAUGGUUCUCAGUACAGAAGAAAUCGGAAGCUCUACUUCCUUAGCCUCACCCAGUGACCCAUUGCCCAGUGGAGAGACUGACCUAGGAGAGAAAAACCAGGAGUCCCUGAACAACCUCUGCAGGCAGUAUGAGGAGAAGGUGCGGCCCUGCAUUGACCUCAUCGACUCCCUGAGGGCCCUGGGUGUGGAGCAGGACCUGGCCCUGCCUGCCAUUGCAGUCAUUGGGGACCAGAGCUCAGGGAAGAGCUCUGUGCUGGAAGCACUGUCAGGAGUGGCCCUCCCCAGAGGCAGUGGUAUUGUUACAAGAUGCCCUCUGGUGCUGAAAUUGAAGAAGCUGGAGCAGGGAAAAGAGUGGAGAGGCAAGGUCACCUAUGAUGACUUCGAAAUGGAGCUCUCUGAUCCCUCAGAGGUGGAAGAUGCCAUCAAUAAUGGUCAGAACUGGGUUGCUGGGAAAGGGCUGCAGAUCAGUGAUAAGCUCAUUAGCCUGGAUGUCAGCUCCCCGAAUGUCCCAGACCUGACCUUGAUUGAUCUGCCUGGAAUCACCAGGGUGGCUGUAGGCAACCAGCCUGUAGACAUCGGACACCAGCCUUCUAAGACUGAAAAGGCGCUGCGGCUGCUGGCUCGGCCCACUUCAGCUUCCCAUCAUUGGGAUCCUCUCUCUUGUUCCCCCAGCGUUCUUCUGGAGGAUGGGAAGGCCACAGUGCCCCUUCUGGCAGAGAGACUGACCACAGAGCUCAUCUCACACAUCUGUAAAUCCCUGCCUUUGUUAGAAAAUCAAAUAAAGAAGUGCCACCAGACUGCAAGUGAGGAGCUGCAGAAGUAUGGUGCAGACAUACCAGAGGAUGACAAUGAGAAAACUUUCUUUCUGAUUGAAAAAAUCAACACUUUUAACCAGGACAUCACUGCCAUAGUACAGGGGGAGGAAAAUGUGGAGGAGGGAGAAUGUCGCCUGUUCAACAGGAUCCGAAACGAGUUCUUAUUGUGGAGUAAGGAAAUUGAAAAAAAUUUCCAAAAUGGUUAUGAUUCAUUAUAUAAUGAAGUCUGGAAAUUUGAAAAGCAUUAUCGAGGCCGAGAGCUGCCAGGGUUUGUGAACUACAAAACCUUUGAGACCAUCAUAAGAAACCAAAUCAAAGUCCUGGAAGAGCCAGCUGUAGACAUGCUGCACAGGGUCACAGGUGAGUACUGUACAGUGUCACACGUUAGUGCAAAAAAUUUUGCUGAGUUUUUUAACCUCCACAGAACUACCAAGUCCAAACUUGAAGACAUCAGAUUAGAACAAGAAAAGGAAGCAGAGAAGAUGAUCCGACUUCACUUUCAGAUGGAGCAGAUUAUCUACUGCCAAGACCAACUUUACAGAGGAGCCUUGAAGAAGGUCAGAGACAAGGAAGCUGAGGAGGAAAAGAAUGAGACAAAGUCGAGUGCCUUUACUUCCUCUCAGUCUCAAGCUUCACAGAACUCAUCCAUGGAUGAGAUCUUUCAGCAUCUGAAUGCCUACCGCCAGGAAGCUCACAACCGCAUCUCCAGCCACAUUCCUUUGAUCAUCCAGUAUUUCAUCCUGAAAAUGUUUGCUGACCAGCUGCAGAAGGGCAUGCUCCAGCUCCUGCAGAACAAGGACUCUUGCGGCUGGCUCUUGAAAGAACGCAAUGACACCAGCGAGAAGAGGAAGUUUCUGAAGAAGAGGCUGUCAAGGCUGGCCCAGGCUCGCCGGCAGCUAGCCAAAUUCCCUGGUUAAGCUGGCCCUGCCCUUCUCUGUAUCUCUUGGACAGUGCUUCAGGGACAGAAGGGCUCCUGCCUUUCCUGGUAGCUAUUCCACCACUCUUUAGCCUCUGACCUGGUAUUGUUGUUAGCAAUCAGAAGCAAAGGCAAACUCUCUGCUCACUCUAAGAUCAGGAAGGAGAAGAGGCUCUAAAACACAGGAUGCAGAUGGGUAGACGAUGCUUCUUUUCUGAUAUGACAAUGGCUUCACCCUAUGAACCUUUCCCACCUUGGCCUCUACCUUCUCAGCACCCUGUUUUAGUGCAUCAUUCCAGGAGGGAGCUACCUAUUGCAUUCAUUCCUAAUAAACCACUUUUGACACUU